Molecule: messenger RNA, 789 nt
Organism: Pelodiscus sinensis (Chinese soft-shelled turtle)
Lineage: Eukaryota; Metazoa; Chordata; Testudines; Trionychidae
Gene: MRPL14
Product: mitochondrial ribosomal protein L14
Biological process (GO): translation
Cellular component (GO): mitochondrion; ribosome
Molecular function (GO): structural constituent of ribosome
Source: RefSeq, a predicted model, not a curated record
CGCCCCCCUCCCCUCGGGCCGGUUGGAACGCCCGACCCUCCCUGCCUCAUCUCUCAGAGGCGCCUCUCUUGCGCAUGCGUGCUGGGAUCGAGCGAGGGCCCGGGAGCCUGGCUUGUCACCAGAAUCUCAAUGGCUUUCUUGAGUAGGCGACUGGGCUUGCUGUUAACCCAAGUAAACAGAGCAGUUGAGCAGCGACAUUUCAGCAUCACUGGCGCAUGCAGCGCAAUACAGAAAAUGACCCGCGUGCGAGUGGUGGACAACAGCACCUUGGGGAACACGCCAUACCAUCGGCCACCCAAAUGCAUCCAUGUGUAUAACAAGAGUGGAGUUGGUAAAGUGGGAGAUAAAAUUCUCCUGGCUAUCAAAGGAGAAAAGAAAAAGGCUUUAAUUGUAGGUCACAGGAGGCCUGGCCCUUGCAUGACACCUAGAUUUGAUUCCAACAAUGUAGUGCUCAUUGAAGACAAUGGAAACCCAACUGGGACUAGAAUAAAAACCCCAAUACCCUUGAUCCUGCGGAAGCACGAAGGAGAGUUCUCUAAAGUGUUGGCCAUUGCCCAAAACUUGGUGUGAAGACUAAGAAAGGUCUUGGAUUGUCCUGCUGCAUAAUCUUGGAAACCAUAAGAGUUCCAUGUGCUUCAAUUUAAGAAUUAAGGUUCAUUUGGAGACUUAUCUUCUGAUUGUGAAUUAAGAAUAAAAGAUUGUAAAGAUUAAAAAACAUUUUUUAAGUACUUUGGCAGAAACAUCUGAAAGGAUGUGAUGCAGUUAGGUAAUAAAACUAUUUUAGAUUAA